Messenger RNA from Tarenaya hassleriana, 2671 nucleotides. Its product is annotated as phosphate transporter PHO1 homolog 10. Gene Ontology annotation, cellular component: cytoplasm; trans-Golgi network; plasma membrane. Bases 124 to 2460 code for a protein of 778 amino acids. The record is from RefSeq and is a predicted model, not a curated record. The transcript has 14 exons. Gene Ontology annotation, biological process: cellular response to phosphate starvation; phosphate ion transport. Lineage: Eukaryota; Viridiplantae; Streptophyta; Magnoliopsida; Brassicales; Cleomaceae. Gene Ontology annotation, molecular function: inositol hexakisphosphate binding.
AUCGAGUAGCUCUGUCAAAGCCUCUUCUGUGUUUUCUUCCUUGGCAAGGAGUCCUUGUGAACGUGUGUACUCCUCAGGAGACAUUAAUGCAUAGUGUGUAUCAGCUGAAGUGAAUUGAAGAAGAUGAAGUUUGCAAAACUAUUCAAGAGGCAAAUGGUCCCGGAAUGGGUAGAAGCCUACAUUGAUUACAAUGGCUUGAAGAGAAUUCUUCGAGAAAUAUUGAAAUACAAGAAGAGUAGGCAGCCUAGAACGUCCUCCAGAGCAUUGCAGCAGAGAGCGCUUCACCGGUCCUUCAGUGGCUUGUCUUGUCACCCUAGGCGAGCUGAGACUGCAGGGGACAUCGAGGACCAAGUGAUUAGAGUUGACAUAGUGCGGCAAGAUGACUCGAGGAAUCUUUAUAGGACAAACUUUCUAAGGAGAUAUGAAGAAGGAGGGGAAAUCGAAGAAACUUUCUUCAGAAAACUCGAUGAGGAGCUGAACAAAGUUGAAAGAUUUUAUCAGGAUAAGGUGGACGAAGUGGUGCGCGAGGCAGCUUUGCUAGAUAAGCAGAUGGACGCACUGAUUGCGAUGAGAAUCAAGGUGCAAGAUCAUGGCAUCAAAAACUUGAAACUGGAGAAACAUCCGUCUGAUAGCGACGCAACGGUUAUGCCUGAGAGCGCAUCGAGAAACCCAGGCAGUGAAAAUACAGAGAUGGCACAUGAUGUUGACAGAACUGGUAUUUCUGAGAUAGAAGCCCUUCAAAUCGGGAACGAAAUUGUCCCCGUUUCUCAUAAUGAUGCUAAUGAAAGGGGAAAUGGUAUGGGUGGCAAUCAGGAUCUCCUUGAAAUACUCGAGCGUGUGAGGAUAAAAAACUCUCUUGAAUCUCGUAUCCCUUCCUUAAGAGGGGUUUUUGGGGAUUCUAAAAAUGAUGAACCAAGUUUCAAGAAAGUACUAAGAAAGGCAGAGGUACAAUUGAGGCUCGUCUUUAUCGAAUUCUAUAAGAAACUACGUCAUCUGAAGGAAUUUAGUUUCAUCAAUCUCCUGGCAUGUUCAAAGAUCAUGAAAAAGUAUGAGAAGAUAGCAUCAAGGAAAGCGUCCCUGGAUUAUAUGAAAAUAGUGGAUAAUUCGUUUCUUGGGAGCUCGGAUGAGGUAACCAGAUUCAUGGAAAGAGUAGAGGUUACUUUUGUCAGGCACUUUUCAAACGCUGAUCGAAGAGAAGGUAUGAAGUAUCUAAGGCCAAAAAUCAAAAGAGAAAGGCACAGAGUCACAUUCUUUUCCGGUUUCUUUUCUGGUUGCUCGGUUGUGCUAGUUAUAGCUGUUGUUUUCAAGAUAGAGAAUAUAAAGAUGUUAGACAAGGACCACGGUCCCGUUUACAUGGCCAACAUUAUCCCCCUUUACAGCCUAUUUGGAUAUGUCAUUCUGCAUAUGCUGACGUACGCAGCGAAUAUAUACUUCUGGAGACGUUAUCGAGUGAACUAUGCCUUCAUCUUUGGAUUCAAGCAGGGGACAGAAAUGGGUUACAGAGAAGUGUUCCUAGUUGGCACUGGUCUUGCAGUGCUUGCCUUGGUCUGUUUUCUUGUAAAUUUGCAGCUUGAUACUGCCUGGAUGAUAAAAGACCGCAAGACCCUUUCUGAAGCUAUCCCUUUGGGUUUGGUUGCUAUUGUUCUUGUCAUACUUUUUUGUCCUCUCAACAUAGUGUAUCGUUCAAGUCGAUUAUUCUUCAUUCAUUCUCUAUUUCGCUGCAUUUGCGCCCCUCUUUACAAGGUUACACUUCCAGAUUUUUUCUUGGCCGACCACCUAACCAGUCAGGUACUGGCAAUAAGGAGUUUUGAGCUAUUCAUUUGCUACUACGGACUAGGAGGAUACUUGAAGAGGCAAAACAAGUGCCAUAAGCACGGCGUUUAUAACCUAUUCUACUUUGUCGUUGCUGUUAUACCGCACUGGCUCCGCUUUCUUCAGUGCAUACGCAGGCUAUGCGAAGAGAAAGAAUGGAUACACGGAUACAACGCGUUGAAGUACAUGUUGACGAUAGUGGCGGUGUUAAUAAGGACGGCAUUUGAGCUGAAGAAGGGGGGAACGUGGAUGAUGUUGGCACUGAUAAGCACGGGAGUGGCAACGGCAAUGAACUUGUUCUGGGACAUAGUGUUAGACUGGGGGCUCCUCCGAAGGCAUUCGAAGAACGCUUACCUAAGGGACAAGCUCAUGGUCCCUCACAAGAUUGUCUAUUUCAUAGCCAUUGUGGUGAAUGUGAUUCUAAGGAUAACAUGGAUGCAGCUGAUGCUGGAGUUCAACAUGAGGCCGCUCGAGGAGAAGAUGGGGAUGUCGACAGUCAUUUCAUGCUUAGAGAUUGUUCGCCGUGGCAUUUGGAGUUUCUUCAGAUUGGAGAACGAGCACUUGAACAACGUGGGAAAGUACAGAGCCUUCAAGUCAGUUCCACAUCCCUUCGAUUACUAUGAUGACGCAACUGAUAAAGACGAAUAGAGUAUUUUUUUUCGAGAUAAAUAUUCUGAACGACAGUUCAACUAUGAACCGCCUUUAAACUUUAUACAUAGAUUAAUAAUUGUUCAUCAUUAGAUCAACGCACUAAACAGUGAAACACUGGUAUAAAGGAUUGAUCUAUUCCUAAAUCAGAAUUUUGGGAAUUCAAAAUUCUGAUAUGGGAAUAGAUCAAUCUUUUUUUUUUAAAGUAGAG